Molecule: messenger RNA, 672 nt
Organism: Eurypyga helias (sunbittern)
Lineage: Eukaryota; Metazoa; Chordata; Aves; Eurypygiformes; Eurypygidae
Gene: ZFYVE21
Product: zinc finger, FYVE domain containing 21
Molecular function (GO): metal ion binding
Source: RefSeq, a predicted model, not a curated record
AUGACCACUGAUACAGAAGCAGCAGACUCUGGACUCUGUCUGGGUAGCCAGACGUUGUUACGCAUGUGCCCGAGAUGUAUGCAGUGUGAUACAAAAUUUGACUUCAUAACUAGAAAGCAUCACUGCCGAAGGUGCGGGAAGUGCUUCUGUGACAAGUGCUGCAGUAAAAAAGUGCCUCUGCCUCGCAUGUGCUUCGUGGACCCUGUGCGCCAGUGUGCUGAAUGUGCCCUCGUCUCUCAGAAGGAAACGGAGUUUUAUGACAAGCAGCUUAAGGUGCUGAUGAACGGUGCUACGUUCUUUGUAAGUCUGGGAACAUCUGAUAAAUCUGAGCUCAUGGUUUGUCGACUUUCCAACAAUCAGAGGUACCUGGUUUUGGAUGGAGACAGCCACUAUGAAAUUGAAAUUGUACAGAUUUCAAGUGUUCAGAUACUUACAGAGGGAUUUACUCCUGGAGAAAAAGAUACUCACACUUACACCAGCCUUCUGGAGAGCCAGCAUAUUACGGAAGGAGGCAACACCCGUGCCAUAGGUAUGAUGCUGCAGUAUAAGGUGCCUACGCAGAUGAAGCUUACAGCCAGCGAAGACUUCAGCUGCAACAGGAAGCUGUCAGCAAGCUGGCUGGCAGCCAUGCAUAAGGCAACAAAACUUCUUUAUGAGUCCCGGGACCAGUAG